AGUGUGGCAACAACAUCUCUGCCACUCCUCCUUAGAAUAAAACACAUGAAACAGAAACUGAACUCUCACACUGUUAUCUCCCUGUGUGUGAUCGUGGCUCUGAGAAAUGGCAGAAUCUUCGACCCAAAGACAGGAUUCUUUCACUUGUCCAGUUUGUCUGGAUCUGAUAAAGGAUCCAGUUACCGUUCCAUGUGGGCACACUUAUUGUCUGGUCUGUAUUAAAGGUUGCUGGGAUCAGGAAGAUGGUAAAGGCAUCUACAGCUGCCCCCAGUGCAGACAGACAUUUAGGCCAAGACCUAUUCUCGGUAGAAACAUUCUGAUUGCCGAAAUGGUGGAGGAAUUUAGGAAGACCAGAAUCCAAACUGAUGUUCCUGCUCACUAUUCUGCUGGACCUGGAGAUGUGGAGUGUGACGUCUGCACUGGGAGAAAACUCAAAGCUGUGAAGUCCUGUCUGGAAUGUCUGGUGUCGUACUGUGAAACGCACUACAAAGUUCACAAUGAACUUAAUCCUGGACGAAAACACUCAGUGAUUGAUGCCACAGGCUAUCUACAGGAGAGGAUCUGCUCUCGUCAUAAGAAGGUUUUUGAAAUAUUUUGUCGAACCGAUCAGAGUUGUAUCUGCUAUCUGUGCACGAUGGACAAACAUAAAGGCCAUGACACAGUCACUGCUGCAGCAGAACGGACAAACAAACAGAGGCAGUUGGGGCAGACCCAGAGGAGAUCCCAGCAGAGAAUCCAGGAGAGAGAGGAGGAGCUGAAGGAGCUGAGGAAGGCUGUGAAGACUCUCAAGAGCUCUGCACAGACAUCAGUGGAGGACAGUGAGAGGAUCUUUACUGAGAUGAUCCGCUCCAUUGAGAGAAGGCGCUCUGAGGUGAAAGAGCAGAUCAGAGCUCAGGAGAAGGCUGAGGUGAGUCGGGCUGAAGGACUCCUGAAGCGACUGGAGCAGGAGAUUGCUGAGCUGAAGAGGAGAGAUGCUAAGAUGGAGCAGCUUUCACACACAGAGGAUGACAUCCAUUUCCUCAAGACUUUCCAGUCGGUCAGUGAGACACCUGAGUCUAAAGACUUAUCCUGCAUCUCUGUGAACCAAGGCUUCUCUUAUGAGGCUGUGAAGAAAUCUGUCUCCUCACUAAAGACACAGCUGGAGAAUUUCUGCAAGGAGGAAGUCAUGAAGAUAUCUGCAUCAGUGACUAAAGUCCAGGCCAUUAUGCCUCCUGAACUGACAACAAGAGAGGAUUUCCUACAAUACUCCUGUCAUUUCACACUGGAUCCAAACACAGCAAACAGAAACUUCCAUCUGUCUACGGGGAACAGGAGGGUGAAGAGAAAAAAUAAGGUCCAGUCAUAUUCUGAUCAUCCAGAGAGAUUUGAUGAGUGGUGUUAUCAGGUGCUGUGUAGAGAGGGUGUGUCUGGACGCUGCUACUGGGAGGUUGAGUGGAGUGGGGAGUGGGUUAAUAUAUCAGUCUCAUAUAAAAGCAUCAGCAGGAGAGGACAGGUUAAUGACUGUUGGUUUGGACGUAAUGAUCAAUCCUGGAGACUGACCAUCAACCGCACCAGCUCCUCUUUCUGGCACAAUAAUAAAGAGACUAAACUCCCUCUAGGGGCCAGCUCCAGAAUAGGAGUGUAUGUGGAUCACAGGGCAGGAACUCUGGCCUUCUACAGCAUCUCUGACACAAUGACCCUCCUGCACAGAGUCCAGACCACAUUCACUCACACGCUCUACCUUGGGUUUGGGCUAGAUACUGGAUCAUCAGUGAAGCUGCUGUGACUGACAUAUCUAGAUGCUGUUAGCACAUACAUCUUACACAUCACAUCAUUUAACACAUUACUGACACGUAAGGAUCUAGCAGCUGGGCCUGAGAAUCUUUGGACAACCACAGACUGAAGCCAUUCCCCCAUCUCUGGACCCCAGCUAUUACAAUAUCUGUACCUCUAGACCUCUGCUGUAACACAUGCAGUGUCACCACAGCAGAAAUAAGCCAUUGUGUGUGAAAGAUGUUAUGAACUCUGUGUUGCAUAACCUCACACUCCCAAGUGUUUAGUCCCUCUGUUAUUGCAUACAUGUUCUGAUACCUGGUUUUAUGACAACCACAAUAUUAUGUACUAUGGCAGUAAAUCUUAUUGAGAGUAUUCAUCCAAACAAUUGACACCCAAUGAAAUGUGUUUCUGUAUUUCUUUAUUAAUGCCAUUAUCAUGAGACCAGUAUGUUUCAAAAUGUUUCUCUUGAAGAAAGGUGAAUAAAAAGUUAUAAUAAGUCAGUCAGUACAUUAAAUUAUCAGUGAAGUUCACCUAA
This is a messenger RNA of Clupea harengus (Atlantic herring), 2290 nucleotides long. RefSeq names its product tripartite motif-containing protein 16-like. Bases 107 to 1765 code for a protein of 552 amino acids. The record is from RefSeq and is a predicted model, not a curated record. Gene Ontology annotation, molecular function: protein binding; zinc ion binding. NCBI's taxonomy places the organism in Eukaryota, Metazoa, Chordata, Actinopteri, Clupeiformes, Clupeidae. The transcript has 6 exons.